CAGUGUCUAUCUCUAAAUUAUAUUGUCAAUGUCAAAAUUCGAUGCUACAUAACCGCAAAGAUAUUUAAACCCAAAAGAUAAAAGAAAACACGUGUAUUAUAAUAUUUUAUUUCAAACGCAGAAAUAAUUUAAUCUUAUUAUGAUGGAUAAACAUACUCCGCCACUUUCAUCCGAAAUGAAGAAUUCCUUUUCGGACGAAGAUAUGAUCUCAGAAGAAGAAAUAGAUGAAAUUAUUGAUGAAUUGCAGGAGAGAUAUGAUUACGAUAGUGCAGAUUCAAUGUCGGUGAAUGAAAACGACAGCGACAAUCAGAUGGAUGAUUCCUCGCAAAAAGAUGAUGCGGUGUACGUCUUUCGAGGUCAUUCAUCCACUCAUUCAGUGUUUUGCUGCUCAUUGAGUAAAAACAGUGAGCUGGCAGCGACGGGAAGUGAAGAGGACAAAGCAUAUCUUUGGAACGCCAUUACAGGUGAAAUUAUUCUUGAAUGCACUGGCCAUAAAGAUAGCGUUAUAUUCACUGGAUUUAACUACAAUGAUAUGUACCUGGCUAUUGGUGAUAUGAGUGGCAUAAUAAAAUUAUGGCAGAUAAGUGACAAAGCUUGUGUUUGGGAGACUGCUUUAGAUGACAUUACGUGGAUAAAGUGGCAUAAUUCCGCUAAUGUCUUAUUAGUAGGCUUGGAAACAGGAGGAAUUCACAUGUUUAAAGUUCCAGAAGGUACUUGCAAAGUCUUUGCACAGGGAUAUGGUGAUAGAGUAGAAACUGGUGUAAUUCUUCCUGAUGGAAAACAUGCUGCAGUGGGAUACAACAGUGGCACAAUUCGUGUAAUAGAUUUAAAAACAAACACUAUACUCUCUACUUUGUCCUGUCAUCCAACAGAAUUGCAUGGACACUCAAGUGCUAUCACUGCCCUAGACUGUCACAUGAAUAAUAAUUUGUUGAUUUCAGCAUCAUUAAAUGGCAAGACUAUAUUAAGCACAGCACAUAAUGGCAAGAUAACUUGUGUACCUCAAGAUUUAAGACCUUUUAAAGAUAUAGAGACUAGUGAAGGGGAUAAUGUAAAUAAUGUUAGCAUAGAAAGUGUAGCCUUUUGUAAAGAUCCUAUGUUCCCAGUUGUUGCAUAUGGAACAAUCGAACAGAAUUCCUCUGGGAAACUUUACAUAUACGAUCAUUCUAAACAAAUUGUUAGGCAUGUAGUUACACAAGAGGGAGGUAUUACAAAGCUUGUUUGGACCAGUACAUCGAUAUUGUUUACAGCAGGACUAGAUGGUAUAUUAAGAUGUUUUGAUGCAAGAGCAGGUCGCUGUCUUAAAACAUUCUCAGGUCACAAAGCGACUAUACUCGACUUCUGUAUAUCUGAUGAUGAGAAAAAAAUAUUGACAGUUUCCGAUGACAGCACCGGCAGGAUCUUUGAUAUCUCGUCCAUAAUAUAAAACAUAGGCAUUUAGGAAUACAAAUAAUUUUUGUAUAUAUUAAAAAAAAAACAGUUUAUAAAAUAUAAAUCUUUGUUUCUUUAUAAAUUAUGAAUAAAAUUUCAUUAUUUUUAUCUAA
Molecule: messenger RNA, 1544 nt
Organism: Cataglyphis hispanica
Lineage: Eukaryota; Metazoa; Arthropoda; Insecta; Hymenoptera; Formicidae
Product: angio-associated migratory cell protein
Exons: 8
Coding region: 140-1426 (428 amino acids)
Molecular function (GO): protein binding
Source: RefSeq, a predicted model, not a curated record